AUGCAAAAAAACACACACGCCUCCCAAUCUAAAAUAUUCCAGAAUCAUUUUUUAUUGUGUUUUUCUUUGGGUUAAUAACUUUUAUGGACAGCUCAUUCCAAAUAAUGGUCUAGAAUCAAGAUGAAUCAAAACACAAACGAAAUAAAAAAGACCGCUAAAACAUACAAUUAUGAUCCAUCACGCACACAUUGUCAACAUUUCAACACUGAUGUGAAAUUCUUGCAAAUUCUAUGUGAAUGUGCGUUCACAGAUCAAACACAGACAUUUCGCGCAAUGUGCCCUUUGACAGUGUGUGAGCUGUCAGAUUUGUAUACAUUCUUGCAUUGUUUUAUUAUCCAGUUGUUGGUUCUAUACGUGUAUUUUUCUUCCAACUUCGCAUAUUCAUGCAAAAUUUGUCGACACCUCAAAAAGUAAUACAAUUUUUGACAAAACCCAACCAAAGGAGGACUGUGAGUGGAAAAGUGGCAUUUUCGUGCAUCUAAUCCGGUUUGCAACGAUAUUUAUCGGAGAAACGAAUGCGUUUUAUCACAAUUGUUGGUCGAUCCCUAAUCAAACCUGAGACAUCGCUAUUUACUUCACUUGCUGGAUGUAAUAUUAAACUUUUUACACGAGAAAUAAGCGCUAAAAGAAGAAAGAUGGAGAAUAAGCCAAACUACGACGUUGUUUUAAGCCAAGAAUCCUUGGAUAUGAUUGUUUCGUACAAAAAUGAUCUGUUCGCCAGCAAAGCAAAGCCGGGCACAUAUUUGAAAAAGGUUUUGGACGCCAGAAAAUCUCUUCUCGAUCAAACAUCUGCUGAGAAAUUCGUGGAAUAUAUGCUGUUGACCAAAAAACCCAAGGUAUAUGCAACCGAAGAGAUUAGAGUGGAUGGCACCGAUUGGAAUGAAACGGAGUUCCAAAUAUUGGGCGAUUUGAACAUUGCGAUGAAUGUCGAGAUUUACGACAAUGGCGUGUGGGAUCCAAAUGAGCCGGCUUUUCGUGUGCACAAUCCACCGUUGAAUGGAGCGUUGUUAUUUACAAAUGGGCCAUUGCUUCGAAGUCGUUCCGUGGUCGGAAUGACUCCAGAUUUAAAACAGAUCAUUUCUGGCGAUGACAUCGAUCAAGAUAAGUAUAACCGGUUGGUUGAGAGAAGAUUGGUGCCCCUACUGUGUUAUGCCAACGAAAAUUCAAAAAAAGACAAUCAACGUGCGUUGGUCACUAUUCCUGGUCUAGGAUGUGGUGUGUUUGCGGGAAAAUUUCUUGGGCAAAUGGGCCAACACUUGAACCAAGCAUUGCAGAAUAUAUUAAAAAAACAUGCGAAAAACUACGAUAACAUCGCUUGCAUCUAUUUUGAUCCACACCGCGAAUGCACCAAUGAAACACAACAAUUUGAUCGUGUGAGUUAUCGCGUUCGACCGGCAUCCCAAAAUAAUGGCCGAUCACAACUGUGCAAGCCGAACGAAUACGAAGAGGAUGGAGACGAUUUUUCCGACUGUAAAUUACAUAAAGUCGUGGCAUGGGAUCACUUGGCCUUUCCUGGGAAUAGCUAUUUUGUGGAGCACAGAUGGACCGACGAUGGUGUUGUUGGGGCGGCUACCAAUUCCAUGAGAGUCAUAACUGGAUCCAAAGGCAUAUACGAUAAUGGUGAUUAUUUUCCACCCGAAGGCUAUGAGAAUUGGAAAGAAGUUGUCGACAAAAAUCAAAUCAUUUUACGCGCUAAGGACAAUGUGAAGGUGGCUACGGCCGAUGGAUUGUUGAUUGAUUUGAAAGAAUAAUUGUGUGAUGAUGAAAUUAUAAACUUUGCUAAUGAACUUUAGAAUUUAAAAAAAAAAUGUUUAUAUUCCAUUAAAAAUACGUUCUUUUAUAUUGCAAAUUUUAUUUUCUUUCAAAUCUUUUGCAAGAAUUUUCAAGGCAUCAACCGGGAAUAAAAUGAGAGCAUCAAACAAAUAAAUAUAUUCAAAACAACCGCCCAAA
Molecule: messenger RNA, 1950 nt
Organism: Sitodiplosis mosellana (orange wheat blossom midge)
Lineage: Eukaryota; Metazoa; Arthropoda; Insecta; Diptera; Cecidomyiidae
Exons: 2
Coding region: 516-1751 (411 amino acids)
Source: RefSeq, a predicted model, not a curated record